Molecule: messenger RNA, 2517 nt
Organism: Phyllopteryx taeniolatus (common seadragon)
Lineage: Eukaryota; Metazoa; Chordata; Actinopteri; Syngnathiformes; Syngnathidae
Product: C-C motif chemokine 2-like
Exons: 4
Coding region: 2057-2353 (98 amino acids)
Biological process (GO): inflammatory response; positive regulation of GTPase activity; lymphocyte chemotaxis
Cellular component (GO): extracellular region
Molecular function (GO): chemokine activity; CCR chemokine receptor binding
Source: RefSeq, a predicted model, not a curated record
UGGCAAGUCUUGGAGCACAGUAGACAAUUUAUAUAGUCCGAACCAAAUCCUGCUGAGUUAGGUUUCUGCAGUGUCAGCAUAAAGGCCACUUUAGUCUUUCCCCAACUAAUAUAAAACGAUACAACAUUUUACAGUCUGCACUGGCUCCAUAUCAAUGAGACCGGAUAUUGACGUGCAUCUUGAUGUCUCCUGAACUUUAAAAUACAACAGCUCAACAGCUCUGUCAUUGCCUGAGCUCUCCCAUUCUGAUAUGAAAAAUACACUCCCUGUUUACUAUGACCACUCCACUCACAGUGGCACGCAAGUGUUCAACUUUCCAACAUCCUAUAUUUUGUGAUCAUAGUAAAAAAAAAUAUAUAUAUACCUCUGACAUACCUGCUCAGUGAUUGGUUUUCAUGUUUUCCCUGGUCUUCAAGUUCCAAUCUUGCUUGGCUCGCCUCGGCUGAGGCUCCAUAACCCCAGCAUCGACUGGACCGUGUCCAAGAGCACCUCAUGGAGCAAUUUCUGUCAUGAGAACUGCCCGCGAGCUGCUGCGGUGACCCCAAGUGGCCGAAGUCGGAGUAAACCCUCAAUUUACCAUGCCCUUGCUCCAGUAUUCAGCAAACACCAUGCCACUUCUCUACUCCCUCACAGGCCUUACGAUUGAGCUAUUGAACUACAGCCCGGUGCACCGCUACCUAGCGGCCGUCUUUUUAACAUCUCUCGUCCUGACCGGGAGGCCAUGGAGACCUACAUCAGCGAGUCAUUGGCCGUAGGUAGUAUCCGGUGGGGGCAGGCUUAUUUCUUGUGGACAAAAAAGACCAGACCCUCCGUCCAUGUGUGGACUAUCGUGGCCUUAAUAACAUCACCAUUAAGAAUAAGUACCCCUUGCCCCUGAUUCACUCUGCCUUUCCCCCCAUUCACGGGGCAAGAGUUUUCACCAAGUUGGAUCUGCGCCUGGCCUACCACCUUGUCCGCAUUCCAGAGGGAGACGAGUGGAAGACAGCAUUUAACACCCAUAGAGGGCACUACGAGUACCCCGUUAAUGCCUUUCGGCCUGACCAAUGGCCCUGCUGUCUUCCAGGCACGAGUCAAUGACGUCCUGCGUGACAUGAUCCAAAAAUGUGUUUUUGUGUACCUGGAUGACAUCCUGGUUUUCUCCCGUUCCGUCGCAAAUCACGAACGACAUGUUCGACAAGUAAUUCAGAAACAAGCUCUUUGUUAAAGCGGAAAAGUGUGAGUUCCAUGUUCCAAAGACCACCUUUUUGGGUUACGUCAUUGCUGAGGGGCAGCUUGAAAUGGACCCAGCCAAGAUAGCUGCAGUCACCGAGUGGCCGACGCCAUCCACAAGAAAGGAGCUGCGGCGAUUCCUUGGCUUUGCCAACUUCAUUCGAAACUGCAGUCGGGUGGCAGCAGCCCUCGCUGCGCUCACAUCAGCCCUAACGUCCUUCUACUGGUCUGAGAAGGCCGACAUGACCUUCUGUGAGCUAAAGAAACUUUUUUCCUCAGCUCCUAUCCUCGUUCAUCCGGAGCCACAGAGGCAGUUCAUAGUUGAGGUCGAUGCAUCAGAGGCGGGGGUUGGUGCGGUGCUGUCUCAGCGAUGGUAAGGUCCACCCUUGCGCCUUCUUUUCUCGCAAGUUGUCUCAGGCGGAGAAAAAUGAUGGGAUCGGCGACCGGGAGCUCUUGGCGGUGAAGGUGGCGUUGGAAGAAUGGCGGCAUUUCCUGGAAGGCGCCCAUUCAUCGUGCGGACCGACCACAAUAAUUUGGACUACAUCCGCUCUGCUAAGAGGCUGAGGUCCCGUCAAGCCAGUCUGAAUCCUACGCGGAGAAACAAGAUUGAAAAGAGUACUUCCUCCUUUGCCAUUGUUGAACUUAUCCAUUACGAGAAGUGAGAUGAACUUGGAUGAAAUUCAGACAAAGAAAAGCCAUACAUGGUGGUAAACCCCCUAAGACAAAGAGAGAGAAAUUCCCAAGAUGAAGCUGGGGUCUUCCCCAGUCUCUUCUCUUCUCUUCAUAAGGUGGAUGCGAACGAUGUACACUGACAGACCCAAGAAGGUUUAAACGCACCCACUUGACGAUGACUUGUCGCCUUCCUCUGUCUGUGUUGGCGACGCUGCUCGUAGCUGUCACUUUGACUGAAGGUUUGCGAGGUUCUGGACCGAAGGGCUGCUGCUAUCAUUUCAACGAGAACCCUAUUCUCCCAAAAAGAGUAGUCCGUUAUGUUAGGACUCCUCAGCAGUGCCCCAUCGCCGCUGUGAGACUGAAGACCGUGAUGGGUCGUCACAUGUGUGCGAGGUCUUCGGCCUCGUGGGUGAAAGACCUCAUCGACCGUAUUGAUGCCAAAGUAAUCCUAGGAAAGACAACUAACUUGUAACCUUCACUACACCCCGAACCGACUGUAUUUUGAAUAUAUUCUGGAAAUGGAAAGUGUUUGAUGAUGAUUACGCCGAGGCUGAAAUCAUUUUGCUAUUAUGUCAAAGUAAAAGAGAUGAAUAAAUCAAUCCAAAAGUGGCUCACAGCUUGGAAUCAUUCUCGCUG